UUGCAUAUAUGCACGUAACAUCGGAUUCCUUUAUAAUGAUUAUGCUUAAUCGACAGAAGUGGAAGUAAUACAUGUUAUAUAAAAAAGAGAAUACUUGGAUUUUUCUUUUCCUUUCGAAUCUACGUAUAUGACAUUGAUAUAAAAAAUGUGAUGAAUUCUUUUUCAAUUCGGUAAAAGAGUAGCGACAAAAAAGGAUCGCAUAUGUGUGUGUGUGUGUGUAUACGCAUGCACGCACACCGUCGUAUAUGGGACAUACCACAAAGGAAGAAUUUUGGAGGCUUGCUUGCGUAAUAUAUUGUGAAAUUCGAUUUAAGCGUAUUAGUGGUAGUAGCGGUAGUAACCCAGCUAGCAUGCCGAGGAUAUGUGCGUUAUGAUUGGCUUAUUGAUGUCUGAUGACUCUGCGAAUACAUGAUUAUUAUGUGCUGUGUUAGUUGGACAUUCGUCAGACAUAGGUAUAUAUGGCCACUUGUUGCUGCUUAUUAUCCUUCUGAAGAAUAUUUUCGUUAAUUAAUUUUUGAAAAAAAAUGACGCAACCCACUGCAGAUAUCGCAUUAAUCGGCUUAGCCGUUAUGGGACAAAAUCUUAUAUUGAAUAUGAAUGAUCAUGGCUUUGUCGUUUGUGCCUACAAUCGUACGACGGAUAAGGUAAAAGCAUUUCUUGAGAAUGAAGCUAAGGGCACAAAAAUCAUUGGUGCAUUUACUUUGCAAGAAAUGGUUAGUAAACUUAAGUCUCCAAGAAGAGUAAUGUUAUUAGUUAAAGCUGGUUCCGCCGUAGAUGCAUUUAUCGAGCAGCUUGUGCCCUUGUUAUCUCCCGGAGAUAUUAUCAUUGACGGUGGCAAUUCCGAAUAUCAAGAUACUGAAAGAAGAACGAUAUAUUUAGAGAAAAAGGGAAUACAUUUUGUUGGAAGUGGAGUAAGCGGAGGAGAAGAUGGAGCACGAUAUGGGCCCUCCUUAAUGCCCGGUGGUAAUCCUAAAGCUUGGCCGCAUAUCAAGGAAAUCUUUCAAGCGAUAUGCGCUAAGGCUGACGGGGAGCCCUGUUGCGAUUGGGUAGGUGAAACCGGUGCGGGACACUUUGUAAAAAUGGUACAUAAUGGCAUCGAGUAUGGUGACAUGCAACUUAUUUGCGAAGCCUAUCAUAUCAUGAGAGAUGGUUUACAAUUGAAUCAAAAAGAAAUGAGCGAGGUUUUUAAUGAAUGGAACAAAGGGGAAUUGGAUUCAUUUCUUAUUGAAAUAACUAGAGAUAUUCUUAAAUACAAGGACGGGAAGGGCUAUUUGUUGGAACGUAUAAGGGAUACGGCGGGACAAAAAGGAACCGGUAAAUGGACGGCUAUAGCGGCAUUGGACUACGGUAUACCUGUCACAUUAAUCGGAGAGUCAGUUUUUGCAAGAUGCCUUUCCUCCCUGAAAAAUGAAAGAUUAGAAGCUAGCAAGGUGUUGGAAGGACCCGAUGAUAGUUUGUACCAAGGCGACAGAAAAGAAUUCCUGGAACAUUUACGAAAAGCUUUAUACGCGUCGAAAAUAAUAUCUUAUGCGCAAGGCUUCAUGUUACUGAGAGAUGCUGCACGGGUUCACAAGUGGAACUUGAAUUACGGCGGUAUAGCGCUUAUGUGGAGGGGUGGAUGUAUUAUAAGAAGUGCAUUUUUGGGAAAUAUAAAAUUGGCUUUUGAUAAAAAUCCGAAACUUAGCAAUUUACUGUUGGACGACUUCUUUGCCAGAGCAAUGAAGGAAUGCCAGAAGAGCAUUAGAUUCGUCGUUUCUAAUGCCGUGACCCUUGGAAUACCAAGUCCUGCAUUAUCAACGGCAUUGGCAUUUUAUGACGGCUUUAGAACUGCUCGGCUCCCAGCGAAUUUACUUCAAGCGCAAAGAGAUUAUUUUGGAGCACAUACGUAUGAAUUAAUCGGUCAAGAAGGUCAAUUUGUACACACAAACUGGACCGGUCAUGGAGGAAACGUAUCCGCUUCGACGUACGACGCUUGAUGAUGUGUCUCGAAGAGAGAGAUAUAAAAAUAAAGAAAAAAAAAAAAAAACGAUAAAGAAGCAAGUGUUGUGCAGGUUAAUAAUAACGCCUUUCGUUGAUAAUAUCGGAAGCAAAACUUUUGCUUUAGGCCGAUCAUAAAAGGUGUUUCUCUUUGAUAAAUAUUUAAUAUUAAAAUUUUAUUGCUUCCUAAAUGAUAGAUAUAAGCGUUUAGUUAUACGAACGUGGAAGAUGCCUCUGCGGACUAAUGUUAUUUUUCUACAUCUUAUUGUACGCGGCUGUCUUAACGAAAACAUAAAUAUAUUUGUGAAAAUGAAAAAAUACAAUAAUUUGAUCAACUCUUUUGUAGGGAUUUAUAAUCGCGUAAAUCGUAAGAUUUUACACCGAGUCGCGAGUGAAACUUUUCUUUGUACAACAAGUAAUAUGGCAAGUAGAAGGAUGAGAAUUGUAUUAGGCGCCAAUUUCUUUUACGUUACGUUUACAUUUAGCCGAAAAAAUUCGUGGCUUCGUUCCCGAUGAAACGGAGAACGUUCGAUGGAGAAAUAUUAUAUAUUCAAUGGGAAUUCGAUCGAAUGAGAAAAGGCUUAUAUAAGAAAUUUAUCCAAUAUCUGUUUAUAUGAUUGGCGCGAGGAAAGUAUUUUUGUCAGUAGCGAAGCGCCAAUCACAAAGACCGCCGUACGAGGAAGAGACAUUCUGAGACUGGCGGUCACGUCUAAGGACAAACGAACCUAAGAGUCUAUAUUUGUAAUUGUUUUUCUUAUAAACAUUUCGCCAUUUUGUUUCUCAA
Molecule: messenger RNA, 2761 nt
Organism: Vespa crabro (European hornet)
Lineage: Eukaryota; Metazoa; Arthropoda; Insecta; Hymenoptera; Vespidae
Gene: Pgd
Product: 6-phosphogluconate dehydrogenase, decarboxylating
Exons: 5
Coding region: 525-1976 (483 amino acids)
Biological process (GO): pentose-phosphate shunt, oxidative branch; pentose-phosphate shunt
Cellular component (GO): cytosol
Molecular function (GO): phosphogluconate dehydrogenase (decarboxylating) activity; NADP binding
Source: RefSeq, a predicted model, not a curated record